AUGGCAGGCGAGAGGGUCGUCAGAGUUGCAUUGGGUUGCACCAGAUACCAAGCACAUAGCCGAAACAAGCUAGCUGGCUGGCAGGAAAGGAGUGUUUGCAAACGUCGAGCCUCCAGCGAGAAUUGCGGGGGAACCAACAACCUGGAAGUCUCAUUAGGGUCGGAAAUGGCGUUCAAGUUCUGCAAUCCACAACCUCACACCACGGCGAGAGCGAACAGGGACAGACCUGGAUGGACAGACAGCCUGUCAAAGAAAAUGGCCGGUCUGCGGCGAGCCGAGGAUUUCUGGUGGAAAAUCUGGAAGGCCGCCGAGCCUGUCAGGGAACCCGGCAACUUGUGCGACCCUGGUCUUCAGAUGCUGCACCUAUCAAACUGCUUGGAUGUUCAUGCUUGGCCUGCUGAGAAUGUCCUCCAUGUGUGCGACAGCAGCCACAACGACGACGACGACGACGGCACAUUGUAG
This is a messenger RNA of Podospora bellae-mahoneyi, 462 nucleotides long. RefSeq lists its product as uncharacterized. The transcript has 3 exons. The record is from RefSeq and is a predicted model, not a curated record. Lineage: Eukaryota; Fungi; Ascomycota; Sordariomycetes; Sordariales; Podosporaceae. Bases 1 to 462 code for a protein of 153 amino acids.